Molecule: messenger RNA, 588 nt
Organism: Physeter macrocephalus (sperm whale)
Lineage: Eukaryota; Metazoa; Chordata; Mammalia; Artiodactyla; Physeteridae
Product: histone H2A.N-like
Exons: 3
Molecular function (GO): protein heterodimerization activity
Source: RefSeq, a predicted model, not a curated record
AUGGCAGAGGCACUGGGGCUGGCCGUGCAGCCCUCUGCAGUCUGUGCAGUCUUCCGAUACAAGGAAAAGGCCACAGCCUCCAUCUCUCGCUGCAAACCCGGCAAAGAGCUCACCGAGGUGAAACAGGCUGCUGCAAGGCAACGACCCGAACCUCUUCGGCUUCUGAAAGAGCGAUUCGGGGGCGUGGUCGUGCGUGUCGGCGUAAACGGCCAGCGGUCUGAGCUAGAUGUAUAUGGAUUAAGCCUUCCAUGUGCACUUCAUUUGCUUCAUGGACUACAAUUUCCUAAGAAGACUACAAUUUAUAUCCCAGCCAAAAAGAAAUACGAAUGGGCCAGUUCAGCCUUUGGGAAGAAGAGAAGGACGAAGGAGAUCUAUUUUAGUUUCAUGGGGAAAAUCCUAAAGCAAACCCACCCAGACUUCAGCAGGUGUUCCUGGGUCUUGGAUGCACUGGGCUUUCUGAAGGAUCAGCAACUGGAAUGGGUUAGCCUGGAGGCAGUGAGACUGUCCUUCUAUAACCACUGAAAAGCCAUUACCAGCAGGGAGAUCCUUGAAGCAGUCAAGCAGAGAUCCUCUCGGAAGAGCUUUUGA